AUGCUCAUCCCCCUCACAUCGGCUCUCCUCAUCUUCUUCACCCUCGCGGGAGGUGUGUGUGCCGAGGUCUUCACCAGCUUCUUCUUCACAUACGUCACGCGGCCAUACGACAUCGGCGAGCGCGUCUACGUUGCAACGCCCGGCUCGAGCCCCGCGCUGUCCUCGUUGAUUGUCAAGGAUGUAGAGGUGCUGCGCACGCACUUUCUCACCGCCAACGGCGAGGCGAUGGUGGUGAGCAACAGCUCCGUCAAGAACAUGGCGCUGACCAACCUGUCGCGCUCCGGCAAGCUGACGUUGCUCGUUCAGCUGAUGGUGCCCGCCGCAACGCAGUCGAGCAAGAUUAACGAGCUGCUGGAUGCCAUCGCGACGUUUGCGGUCGAGUCUGGGGAGUGGUCGGAGUGCGAAAAUCAAUUCGGCGAGGCGGCCCUCGACAAGGGGCACCUCCUCCUCAACAUUUGGCCGACGAGUGUGCUCGCCGCCCACGAUAUUAUGGGCGUGUACGGUGCAAAGUCGCGCCUGCUGCUGUUUGCCCACGCGUACAUGCAGGCGGCAAAGAUCGAGUACGUACUCCCCGUCCAGCCUCUGCGUGAGAGCGCGGCGCCCCGGACCGGCUUUGGCGGAGUGGUUGAGCAGGCACUGAGCGCGGCGGCGGUGGAGAAGCUCACAAAGAAAGGCUCGGCCGCCGGCAGCAACUUCCCAUUUGGCGUUGCACGGGGCGCUAGAUCGUGAGGGGAGCGAGGGGCCGCGCGCCAGGGCCAGCGCGUCGCGCGCGGCCUGAGAUGGCGUGGGCUGAAUACACAUGCCACAACAACAUGACAUGUGCCGGCAGGAGGGUGUGUCAGUCGUCUGUCGAGAACCCAGUAGGGCGUUCGUGCAUGUACACUGGACUCUCGUUGUCUCGCACAGUACUCGAGUAGGAAUUCCAUCCAUGUUGUGAGGUUAC
Molecule: messenger RNA, 943 nt
Organism: Emiliania huxleyi CCMP1516
Lineage: Eukaryota; Haptophyta; Isochrysidales; Noelaerhabdaceae
Exons: 1
Coding region: 1-729 (242 amino acids)
Biological process (GO): transmembrane transport; monoatomic anion transport
Cellular component (GO): plasma membrane
Molecular function (GO): mechanosensitive monoatomic ion channel activity
Source: RefSeq, a predicted model, not a curated record